This is a messenger RNA of Nezara viridula (southern green stink bug), 7617 nucleotides long. The record is from the annotation of a GenBank genome assembly. Lineage: Eukaryota; Metazoa; Arthropoda; Insecta; Hemiptera; Pentatomidae.
GUUAUGGGGUCUGUGGUCUAGGACGUAGCUCCUAGGAUUUUCAUUCAUUAGAAUUUGCUGCGGCGAUAGGAUCAAUCAUCAAGAACCUUCGUGAAAGAAGUAUCUUUGCGCUUCCCACGUUAUUACAAUGCCAGUUUGAUGUCUAUUAUAGAAGAAGGCAAUGUGGAUUUAGUUUGAAUAAACGUGUUUGAUGAACGACAAGUUUGAAGAUUGAAACUGAACUUGUUGCUACGUAAAAAGGAGGAAUUAUAGAGGUGCUCAUCCAACUUCAUGAAGACAAAGACGAAAAUCGAAAACAUCUUCAAACGUUUCUAAAUCUCCUUAAUAAAAAAAGAAGAUACGGAAAAGGUACUGUACACACACAAUAAAAAAGAAAUGGUGACUCCGCACUUGAAGAAAACAUGCUGUCUAGAGAAGAAAAUAGACAACAACAGCAGCAACACACAACGAUUUGUCACAACGAUAUAGAGAAUACCCCUACGCAACUUUCAAACCUACUGGCUCAGGAAGAUCUCAACGAGAUAAAUAGAGCCCGAAAUUUGACAAAAACUGACAGUCUGACUGUCAUUAGUCAGAACAGUAUGAAGCCAACUGUUCCUGUUUAUGAAACGUACUGUUCACAAGGAAAUCAGAUUUCCCGCAAUCAUAAUCAAAUGGCAAAUAACUGGCCAUCGAUUUGGGAAAAUAUAAAUCCUAUUGAGGAGACUGUAAAUUCAUAUCCUACUCAAGAUGAAACUGAUAUUGAGCACCAAGGCGGAAUUGAUAAUUUGUCUCCAAUUUCUAGAGAAAAUUAUUUAAAUAACGCUUCUUUUGCAGGUGAUCAACAAUCUAUUCAUAAUUCAUAUCAAACUCAACUCAAUUUUAAUAGACUAUCUCAUUUAAAUGUAUUCAACAGCAACGUUGGAGCACUGUUUCAUGGAAGCGAAACAAAUCUGCCUGAACGGUUUACCGAUCAAUCAAAUUCAAUGUACGACCAGCCUUCGUUGAGGCACGACGUGCUUCAUAGUGACUUUCUCAAUAGAGAACUGUUCGAUUUUGAUACUGACUUGUUGGAAAGUAAUGAGGAACAUUCCCUAAAUAUAGCAAUUUCCGAUAACUUCGUAGAAAGCUUGGAAAGGGAGAUAGAACAAUCGAAUGAAGCUACCCAAUUAUCUUCAACCAUUGAUGAAGACAAUUCAACAAAUGAAUAUCGCUCCUCAGUUAGUGAUAUUUACAGUGAUGCCUCUAUUCAGACAUCAGAUGCGCAACUAGAACAAAGCAAUCAUUCAGUCGAAUUUCAAUCCCAGUUUUAUGAAAAAUCAGUGGAACUUGAUAAAAGAACAGAAACGAACGAGAUAUGGAAAGAACGAGGAAAUGAGCUGAUGAACCAAUUAAAAAAUAAACAAAAUAAUAAACACGAACAAAAUACAGGUAUCACUGUCAAUGAAAAUGAUGCUUCUAAUCCUGAAGGUUCAACUAAACUAGCCGCGUCAAGACAAUUACGCGUUUCUUCAGAAGCAAAAAAAGAACAUGAUUCUUCAGAUGUUAUUGAGGAUGUCAUUGUUGAUAAUGUUAAGAAUCUUGUUAAAAAUGCUAAAGCUGGUGGAGGACCUAUAGUUUUUGGAAAUUGUGAAGAAGCUCUUUUCUAUGAACUGAGAAUGAAAGAAAUUGAUGCUAUCGAUUCAGCGAUAUCCUCUAUCGAGCAAAAGAUUAAAAUGGAUUCUAAUUGCUAUGAUUUAGAUCGCACUAAUGUAAAAAACAUUGAUACAUUCCAAUAUAUAAAAUAUAAUAAAGGAGUGAAUGAAUCAUUCAUACCAGUAUCUAUUGAAAUUACUGUUAUGCCUCUUAAAAUUCAACCAGAAGAUUCUGCUGUACCUCCUGAAACAGAAGAGCCGGAAGAUAGUUCCGAAACACAGGAUCCGACAGAAAUGUCGGAAGGAUCAAAUGUUCCGGAAUCUUCAACUCCGCUUGAGAUGGAACCUUGUCAGGAAGCAAUCUCCCAACGUAAAAAAGAAAAAGAUCAGUUGCCUGAUGAAAAAGUCGCAACUAGUAUGGCUUCACCAACUGAAUCGUCUUCUCUGACCCAAAUAAAACCCAUAGGAACAUGCAGCACUAGUGCACAUAAUCCUCAUGAUGAUAAAACACAAGAAAAAACAUCAGAGGACAAGGAAUCAGGACCCGAUUGCUUUGGCAAAACACAGAGAGUUGCACGUGAUAAUGAAAUCAUUGAAAUGGUUGAUAAAAAUGAUCCUAAUGCAGUAGAGGAUGAAUUUGCCUUUAUCAGAAAAACUGAAAAAAAAUCAUCUGAAGAGGGGAUAGAAAAAGUAAUUUCGGAAACUAUGGCUAAUACAGCUGUUCUAGAACCUGUCAUUAGUUCAGAGGAUCUAUUACCUACUGAAUCAGAAGUGCAGGAAAAAUUUGAAACACAGGAUUGUAAAGGAGAGUUACUCGUACCAAAUAUAUUUGAGUUUUCAAAGAAACUCGAAAUAACUCAUUUAGUAACAGUUACGCAAAGCGAAACCAAUAAUGAUCAAGUUUUGAAGGAAGAACUUUCAACUGAGGUUUUAUCAAAUCAAUUAUCAACAGAACCCCAAAUGCAAAAGGCAUUGUGUAGUUCAAGCCACAUUAGUACUCAGAGUGAUAAUAUACCAGAUAAAGGUUUGGAAAAUGAGCAUGGAUGCGUGAGUAUGGAAUCAGAUCGACCCAACCGUUUAGGUGAACAACAAACAUUCGCACCCGAUACCGAAACCGAUCACGCGGUCACUGAAACUGAUGCUAAUAUUGUGGAACACACAACCAUCGAUAAAGCAAAACUAAUCCUUCAGGAAUCGGAGAUUAAAGAAGGUGAAAAUACCGACAUAGCUUCCUCUUCGAAUGAACAGAAUACGCCCAAAGCUUCAAGUAGUUAUGAUUUAAGUAGCGGCAUAGGUUCAAGAAGUGUUGAAACAAAAACUGAACACAGUGAAAAGUUCACUGAAAGCAUCAUACAAGGAACCGUGAGUUUAACUUCUCAGGAAUUAGCAACUUUACCAAAACAUCAAUUACUUUCUGAAACAAAAACUCAGGAAAUAUCUGGAACAAAGAAUUUUACUGCAGUGUUAUCCGAUCCAAAUACAUCGGAGACUUCCGCAAUCCAGAUGGAUCCUAUUGGGAAAACGUGUUCGCAAACUGAAACUAAAACAGACAAAUCUCCCAAUGAAGGAACCUUCACUGGAAUCUUAGCAAUGGGACCUUCUUCACUGCCCCUUUUAGAAAAGGAACAGAGUAGUUCAAGUGUUUAUAGUUCUGAAGGUGAUAAUAAACCUGAAAAACGAACUGAAGAUGAGGAUGAAUGCGUCAUUAUGGAAUCUGGCGUUCCCAAUCAAGUGGUUUCUAAAAAUGAUCAUAAUAUUGUGGAAGAAACUACCACUAUUGAUAACACAAAAGAAAACCAGCACUACGAAUCUAAGGUACAACCAAACGAACAAAUCGACGUAACUUUAAAAACAGAAACAAAUACACAUAUUGAUAUAAAGACCCAUGAUAUGGAUAAUAACAGUGCCGGCAGUACAAGAAGCAUUGAAACAAAAUGUAAACAUAGUGAUGGGACGAUUGAUAGUAAUAUUCAAGAAACUAUGGUUGCGCUACCAACUGCCAGCGCUACCACACUUGCAUUACCUGAGCCUCAAUUACCUUGUGAAAUUAAAACACAAAGAACCUCUGAUGUACUAAAUCCUGCUGAAGAGCUACCUGAACCAAAUACACAGGAAUCUUCGAUAAUACACGAGACAAAUCCUUUAGAGAAAACAGCUUCACAAACUGAAACUAACAUAGAACAGUCUCCGAGGGAAGAAUCCACAACUGAGAUUUCGUCAUUUGAACCAUCUUUUCUAACUCAAACGCAAGACGCUCCGAUACUUGAUGAACCAAGUAUUCAAGAGACGAUCCAUGACAAUAUUGUUAUAAACAUCUCGCCAAGCGAGCUUGCCUGGUUGAGCGAACCAGCGACACAAAGUGAAAUUGGAUCACAUCCAUGUUUUGAACAACUUGAAAAUUUUCAAAUAGAACAAGUACCGUUAUCAAUUGAGGGAAUUUUACAGAUUCCCACUACUGAUACUCCUCGAAAUCAAGAGCCCACGGAAGAGCCAUCUGGUCAUAUUUAUUCUGAACAGUUGGGCGGUUCAAGCCUGCCUGGGGUUUCGGAGAUGGUCGAAAAAAAAUUACCUUCUGAACAAUCAGCUAUCUCUGAAACCGAAAAUGUUUCUUCAGAAGCAGGGCCCGAACCAGCUAUUCCUGAUGACCUUCCACCCCAAAGAUCAUCAAUUUGUCUAACAUCAAAUGAGACGACAGUGGUCAGCUCUGAAUCUGAACCUUCAAUAUCGGUUAAAUCAGAUGGCCAAUCAGUGGCUUCGCUAGAGCCGGUCCCAUCAAGUAGUGAAUCAACCUUGCUGGUGGAAAAAGAUGCUCAACCAAUUGCUGACGAGCCUUCAGAUGAUGAGGCUCCACUAGCGAAAAGAAAAAGGACUGAAUCCAAAUCUAAUAUGAAAUUGCGAGUAAAGGAAACAAGAAAGUCUAGCCGAGUAAAGAAGAAUCCAGAAAGACUCUUUUAUAUAGGAAAAGGACAACUGUUUUAAUUUGAAAAACCAUUCAUCUACCUAAAGUGGAAUACUCAUUUUCCAGUCAAUUGUAACAUUUUACAGGGUUAAUAAAAGUUUGCCUUUCACUAUUCUAAAAACAAUACGACUACCGUUCACAAUGAGUAUAUUUUAACAUUCUUCAUUGGAUUUAGAUGCUAAAAUAAAUUUGAAUUCUGACAAUAAAAGUGUGCUGUAUCAUUUGUAUUACGAAUAUGGGAUUUAAUUGUUGUUAUAUUUUAUUAAUGUGAUAUUUUUCAUCAUUCAGGAUUUGUAAUUUAUCUAGUGGUAUCUGUUCAUCUAUUCAAGGAUUUCUAUUGUAAUUUAAACACUUGAGGGUUAAACAAAAUUAAGAAUGUUACUGGCCGUCCAAUGCACCUAGCAAGUUUGUUAGCAUAGGAUUAAUCCUAGUUGUGUAUUUUCAACGUGAAGGUAACGAUCUGACAUUUAUAAUUAUUUAGUUCUAUUUGUGAUAGAACUUUAAAUAAGAUACGAGACAUAAGAAUGUUAAUUUUUUUUUCGUGCAUUAUAUGCUAGCAAACUACCUAUCUUAGAGCGAUUAUACCUUUAUGUUUGGAAAAAUGAUUUUAAAUAGAGUGGAGAUUAUUUAAAAUGCUUAUAAAAUUAUUUCUGUUUAAUAAUCACCUUGAUUUAUUCCUACUGUUUUACCAGUAAAUAAUAUUUUUUUGUUAAAAAUUAUAGUUAUUAUAGAUGAUUAGGUUAUUCUGUAAAAUAAUUCCAACAUAUCUUCAUAGUAUAUGAAAUGUGCAUAAGACUAAAAAAAGGAAAAAAAAAGAAGGGACCAUGGGAUACUUGGUAAAAUAGCCAUGAAUUUUUCGAUAUGUAUUUUAAAAUGUAAUUUUAAAAAUAGGUAGAUGAAAAAUUCUGAUACGUAAAUCCAUUUUUUUUUCUGACAACAAAUACAUUUAUCUGACAUUAUUGUAAAUAUCAAGAACGUGUAUGUAUUUUUCUGUAAAUAAUGAAAUUAUCUCUUGUUCUGACAUAUUGUUUAUAUUGAUAAAAAUGUUAAUACUGACGAUUUAUUGUCAUUCUUCUAUCAAAAUAAAAUAACAACAUUUUGCUACUUGUAAUAAAUGUACGCUGCUGUGUUGGUUUGGUUCUUUGUAAAAUAAUUGAUAUUUGGCAUUUGUGUUGAACUUUGAAAGAAAGCGUUUGAUGUAUCGAAUUAUUUUGAUAAUUGUAAGUGUAGAUACUUUUAUGUGUUACUUCAAGAAAGACUGUGAUUAUACUAUCCUCCUAAUUUUGUUAUUUUCAUUGUCUAUAUUGUAGUUGAACCUAAAAUAACAAUAUUGGCAAGAAUAAUCAUAUCAUUGUCAAUGGGUGUUCAUGUGCCUAAAUAUAUCUAUUGUUGAAAUUGUACUGCUACAAUUUGAGGGAAAAUAGAUGUAUUUCAAUUUGUAAAUAAAAACAAUUAAGUAUUAAUCUCUAAAUCCUAACAUCUGAUAUUUCGAUGGUAAUAUAUAUUUUAUAUAGAUACACAAUGAAGGACUUAUAAAUAAUAUAAAUGCAAACUACGAUAUUAGAAAAAAAAAUGCUCAUGGUAUAAACAUAAAUAAAUAUUGAUAUCAUAAAUACCCCUUACAAAGGUACAGUUUCCAGUUCAUUGCUCAAUUUUUUCUCUUUCUUUCUUUUUUAUUCUUCGAUUUGGUGUGUCGAUUUGUUUAAACAAAGCACUGCUGUGGUUUAUCGUUAUCUGUUAUAUUUAAUUACAUUGCAGUUAUCCCGAAUUACAACGAAGCGAUUCUCUUAAUUGUGCCAAAAAAAAAAAAAAACGAUAAAGAAAAGAAUAGUAGAUAGAAGUAAAUGAGCCAAAUAUCAGUUGUUGAAAUAUUUGUAAUUGUGCUUAAUAAAAGUUGAUGUACUAUUCUUAAUUGUGCCAUUUAAGAUUGAUGUAAUUUUGCCAAAUAACAGAUAUUUGAUUGUGUUAACUAAAAGUUGAUGUCAUAUAUAUAUAAAUAUAUAUCAAAUAAAAAUGUUUUUAUUCUGUGUCAAAGUUGAUUUAAAUGUACUAAAAAAUUUAUAUACAAAAAAAAAAUGGUUGUAUGUAAAAAAUAAACAUUGAUGUAGUAGUGCCAAGUAAUGGCAUCGUUGUUAUAAGAAACAGUUGAUGAUACUUUAAUAAAUGUUUAUAUAUAAUUAUGUUAAUUUUUCUAAACAACAGUUGAUGUUAUUAAGAUAAAUAUCUGUUGAUCUAAUUCUACUGAAUAAAAGUUAAAUCAUACAAAUAAAAGUUGAUGUAAUGGUGUAAAGAAAAAACAAGGUAAAAACCAUUGAGUUGAUAAAUGUGUUAAUUCUAUUUGAUGUUUCUUAACUGUAAAAGUUGGUUUUUAACUGAUGGAUCAAGGAUGCUUGACAAUUCGCAUGCGUACGAUGAUUGUAUUAAUUCAGAAAGGUUAUAUAUAUAUAUAUACAAUUUUGUUUUAUAAAUCCAUAGUAUGCAUAAGAAAUUCAUAAAACUUUUUUAGAAAGAUAUCGAUGCGCUACUUGUACCUUUAUACUUUUAUUUCUUGAUUUGAAAAUGCAUUAUUAUAUAUUUUUUUCAAUAAAAUAAUUCAAUGUCGGAAUAAAAGGUCUAUUAGUAAUUAGUUUGAUUAAUAUUUUUAUUCUGUAUCUGGUUGGAUAAAUGAGAAUUAUCUAAAUUUAGUAAUUUCAAAUGAUCUUGGUGAUCCCACUUAUUUUUUUUUUCUCAAAUUAUUAAUACUAAAUAUCUUGUUCAUUGUGUUAAAAUUUUAUGAAUGUUUUGGAAUCUAUAUUAUAAUAAAGUUUAAAUAUGUUUCUUGUUAUCCUUCUCAUCACGAUUGAUAAUGCCACAUGUUGAGUUUGUUUUUACAAAACAUGAUUUUUAAUGUCAUGAAUUUUUAUACCUGCUAAAAAAAUAAAAUAAAUAAGUCCUAGUAACCCACAAGUUAACAAGUUAAGAAGAUGCUUGAAAACUAUUUUUGAACAACUAUUUAUAAUAAUUUGGUUUUCAUGUGAUUAUUUAUUGUAAGUUCAUCAAUACCAC